AUGUCGUCCAAAUCCAAACCGUCUCGACUAUCAAUGAUCAACCACGCCGCGGGCAUCUUCGCCGACAUGUCGGUUGAUGGCCCCGCCAUUGGCACGCUGGUUGCCGUCAUCGACCGUGCCAAGAAUCUCCCCAAUCGCAAGACCAUGGGGAAACAGAACCCUUACUGCGCAGCUCGUCUUGGGAAAGAGGCCAAGAAAACAGAGACUGACCUGCGAGGUGGUCAAACCCCGAAAUGGUUGGUAAAAGUCCUCGAGGUCAGCUCGGACGACAUAUUAACGCAAUCCAGGGAUCAAGAAUUACGAUUCACCGUCCACGAAUCGCCCGACUACUUCCGGCUUAAGGUCUCCGUGUUCAACGACGACAAACGAACUGACUUGAUCGGUGAGACCUGGGUCGACCUGAAAGAUCUGAUUAUUCCCGGAGGCAGCCAGAGUGAUCAGUGGCACCCGCUGCAGCACCGGGGCAAGUAUGCCGGCGAUAUCCGGAUUGAGAUGACUUACUAUGAUACUAGACCUGAAGAUGAGGCCGUCAUUGAACGCCGCACUCAUGCUGCAGAGAAGGCCCACGGCAAAUCUAUCAGCUCUGCUGCCGCUGCCAACUCGACCCCCGUCGGUUCAUCCUCGCUUUCGGGGCCCCGCCAGCUGAAAGACAUCAAACGUCGUCCAUUAGCCAGUGAUUCAAGCAAUACGCCCCCUCCUGCGCGUCCAGGUCCUCCCGAAAAGGUGUCUUCGGCGCCUGUGCCGGCUUAUGCCACGCCUCCACGGCCCAUGCAAGAACACACGCAUUCGAUGCCUCCUGCGGGGGAACACAUGCGCCAUCCUCCUCCCCGACACGCGAUGGCUGCGGAUGCGUCGUACGAAUCGGCUACGGCUCCCGCUCCCCGGCCUAUGAGAACAUACGAAACCCCCGAUGAUUUCAAUCAAUGGAAUCCUGCACCACCACCCCUGGGCAUUUCGAAACGCCAUCCACCAGAGACGCACUAUACAUCGUACCGCGGGGACAAGCCGGGAGAUCCAUACGACGCCCACUCAUACGUACGCCCUCGGUCUGGUUAUGGUAACCCGCCGCCGCCAGUGGACCACCGCUCAACGAGACAGGAAACGCCUGUCAAUCGGCCAGAGCAACAGCCGCCUGAGAUGAUGAUGCAUGCACCUAUUGCUGAGCCUCCUCGGCCCAGCAGCCACCAUAGCAACUACUCCUUCCCUACACCGGAGCAUUACGUGCCCAAUGGCGAAGUAGCCAUGACAAAUUGCCCGCCCUCCGCUCGAUACGCCUCGCGGUCAUCCGGAGGUGCCAGCGUGCAAGACGGGGUCGAAUACAUGGCCCAGACGCCCGUUGAAUCGGACUGUGCUUAUCGCCCACAUAGUAACUCUCUCGCACACGCCGAAUACGCUACGAUGCAGCCUCGCGUCGACGACGACGAGGAGGACGGCCCUCCGCCUCCGCCGCCAGUGCAUCGCUCUGGCCUGGGCUCAUCCACUCACUCCCAGUUAGUACCGUCACCAACUCCCUCGUACCAUGCUUACUCCCCAGAGUUUGCACCGUCCCCCCGGACCUCGCACGAAGUCAGCCGAUCCACGCCUUCCCACCACCUCCUAGCCGACGCGGCGGCCCGCCUGCAGGACCUCCCCCGGCUUACGAGUCAGUCCUCCAUGCCUCCCAGCCUAGUCGCGGGCUUUGAUCCCGCCAUCGCCGACGCCGAGUCCGACCGCGUCGCCCACGAGCGUCGCGCCUCGCGCCGCCAGAGCGCCAUUCUCAAUGACGAUGACCCAUUCUGUCCGCCCUCGCGCGAGCCAUCCCCCGCCAGGCUGCCGCCCUACCCUGUCGAUGCUUCGUCGCAACCACCGCCGCUGGAGCCCCAACAGACGCAGGCGCUAGUCCCCCGGCGGUCCUUCAACUCUGAUCCACGUGUCAUGCCACGCCGCAAGUCCGUUAGCCCGCAGCCUCUUUUGGGGGAGCCCUCCACGGCGCCUCAAAUCCCAUUUUCCCCAGACUCCUUUGACGCGUUCAACCCCAAUGCGGCCCGCUCCGCAGUUACCCGCGACCCGGCCCCAGCCUACGAGACCCCCGCGCAGGCCAUGGAAGCCGCUCGUCGCAGCGAAGUCGAAGCCGCGCGCGGACCGGGCCCCAUCAUUGGCGACGACGGCCGCGAGAUCGAUCCCUCGGACCACCUCCCCACGGACACCUGGGCGCCAGAGCCGGACCGGAAGAAGAAAUCCGGCGUGGUGGUUCGUUUCCGCAAGAACCCCGCCGCCGUCGCGGCCGCUGCGGCGCGCACCAGUCCAGGACCAGGACCUCCUCCGCCCCCAAAGGACUACCAUCCCGCUGCGGCCCCCGUGCGUCCUCCUUCUUCCUAUGGCCCAGACGCAGCGGAGAACCACCGUGGUCGCCCGGGUCGUGCAGGGCACAAUCGAACAUAUAGCACGCCGUCUCCACGCUCGCUUCGCAGUCGGAGCUCGGUCUCCCCUUCUCCUGGGUCCCAUUCACCGUCGAGCCUGUAUGCCCCGGGUAAUCCUGGUCCCCCGAUCCCAGCGAAGGUUCCCAUCGCGCAGCCCAUCGGACAGCGCGCUUUGAUGACGCCAGGCGGGGGACCGGGGAUGGAUGCACUGAGUCGCGAACUGAAUACGAUCGAUAUCGGAUCUGUGGGAUGUACUACCGGACGUGCCAUGAGGAAAUCAGACGCUCGUCGAAAACAAACACGAACGCAACAAUCUGCCCCCUCCAGUUCCAACUCCAACUCCAAAUACAACCCCCCCAAAAAAGGAGAAUCCCCAGUCCCAAAAUGCGAAUGCACCGACCCCUGCACCACCGCCCUAGAAACCACCACCGCCACCGGUGGAGCCUCUGGCUCGGGACCAGGGUCAGGCACACACCUGAGGAAGGUAAUCUCGCAUAUCUUCGGCCGCAACAAGACCUCAACGAAGCAGUUCCCGUCACAAGUCUGGGUUCAUUAUUGUCGGAAACAUUAUCAGCGGGCAAGGUACCGCGCGACGCAGUGGGCGUUCAUGCAGUGUGAGUUGUUGUUGGAUUCGUUGGAUCGGAUGGAAGGGUGGGGAGGGGUGCAGGAUUUUCAGGUGGAUUUGAGAUUGAGAGAGAAGAUGCGGAGGGAGAAGGGACAACAGGAUAGAGGACAUGAUCAAUAUCUGUAUGGAGACCAGGAUGAACACCAAGAUGAUGAGGUGAUGGCUAAAUCUGCCAAACAGAAACAUGCCAAUUCUCAAGAGAAAGGAGAAGAGCCCAAUCCAGAAGAGACAAAACGCAAAAAACCCACUAUUCAAACAGCGCCUGUCCCUGAGUGGUUAGAAAACCACCAGGGGUCGAACAAAUCAUUCGACGAUAUUCGAAACAUCAUUUACCAGUUGAAGGACUAUUUCGACCUCUUGGAAAGGGAGAAUCGAGAAAACGAGAUUCGGUUUCCGGAUAUUGAGAUCCUACCUACGUUUAAGCCAUGGGUUACGGGGGAGGAAGAAGGUAUUGCAGGUUCGAAGGCACAUAGUCAAUCGGAGAGUCCAGAAUGA
Molecule: messenger RNA, 3519 nt
Organism: Aspergillus tanneri
Lineage: Eukaryota; Fungi; Ascomycota; Eurotiomycetes; Eurotiales; Aspergillaceae
Exons: 2
Coding region: 1-3519 (1172 amino acids)
Source: RefSeq, a predicted model, not a curated record